AUGCCAUUAAAUACAGCUAGAGCCCAUUUCUCGAACGACCAGCGCCGGCAGGUUGAACGGGCCUCGCUGUUGCGAGUACAAGAGGCGGGAUUAUUUCGUGAUGUUCCGUUUGAACAUCUGUUCCUUUCCGGCCAGGAGCACAGGGAGAAGAAUGUUGUCAAGUUACGCAAUGGCUUCUCCGAUUUCAUUGAUCUCAUGCUGAGCCCGUCGGCACUGGAGACCAUGAGCGAAGUACACAUCCUCUCAGUGAACUGGUCAGCCUCGUACAUAAGAGGCGUGCUGAGCAGGGAAGACAUCUCGUCGAUCAUUGCGAACGAUAUCAACCCAGCCGACGGCUCCAUCAAUACGCUGCCAGCCAUCUCUGAUGACAUCGCUCCGAGUGACUGGCCUAGCGUCCUUGCUGUCGGUUCGGAUAAGUUAUCAGCAUUGCGAUGCCUCCACCGGCGACAGCAGAAGGCCAAGCCGAGGCAGUCAGUUGAGAUCGUCUACUUUGGUGACUCAACAACAGAUCUUGAGUGCCUUCUCGAAUUCGGCGGCAUUGCGAUAUCUCCCAAGGCUGAAACAGCACAAAGGACCGACACAAAGACCACAGACCCCAGCAGGACGGCAGUCAAUGGUAGCGACCUCCUACACGUGUUGCAAACAAGGCUCAAUUACAAUGUCCCUCAUGUUUCCGAGUACAAGGACGAGCCUAUCUGCUGGGCUCGCGACUUUGCCGAAAUAAAGGGGAGCGGCUUCCUGCAGAAACGGGCCGCGAACACACAAUCAACAAAGGCCUGA
Diaporthe citri is the source of this 780-nucleotide messenger RNA. RefSeq lists its product as uncharacterized. The transcript is spliced from 2 exons. The coding region runs from base 1 to 780 and encodes 259 amino acids. NCBI's taxonomy places the organism in Eukaryota, Fungi, Ascomycota, Sordariomycetes, Diaporthales, Diaporthaceae. The record is from RefSeq and is a predicted model, not a curated record.